GCUUCGGUGGGCGGGGCUCGCCGCGUGUUUUACUGGGGGCGGCCGCGCCUGGUUCAGUUGCGCUGUCCGCGGCGUGUGCAGCCACCUGCCCUCGACCCUAGCUCUCGCCGCGCCCCGGCCCCCGCCGCGCCCCCGCCGCGCCCCCGCCGCAGCCAUGUCCAAGGAGCCGCGGGCCGGGCGGGACGAGAUCCUGGAGGCCCAGGUGAUGUGGGAGCCGGACAGCAAGAAGAUCACGCUGAUGGACCGCUUCCGGGCGGCCGUGAGCGCUGCCUGCGGCCUGGAGCUCGAGAACUACCAUGACCUCUACCAGUGGUCGGUGGGGUCAUACGCGGACUUCUGGGCCGAGUUCUGGAAAUUCAGCGGGAUCGUGUCCUCGCGCAUGUACGACGAGGUCGUGGACACGUCCAAAGGGGUGGCGGACGUGCCCGAGUGGUUCCGGGGCAGCCGCCUGAACUACGCGGAGAACCUGCUGCGGCACGAGGACCAGGACAAGGCCGCGCUCUACGUGGCCAGGGAAGGCAAGGAGGAAAUCGGGAAGGUGACUUUCGAAGAGCUGCGGCAGAAAGUGGCUCUGUUUGCGGCGGCCAUGAGGAAAAUGGGCGUGACAGCAGGAGACCGAGUGGUCGGCUACCUGCCCAACGGGGAGCACGCCGUGGAGGCCAUGCUGGCCGCAGCGAGCAUCGGCGCCAUCUGGAGCUCCACGUCGCCCGACUUUGGCGUGACUGGUGUCCUGGACCGGUUUUCCCAGAUCCAGCCGAAGCUCAUCUUCUCGGUGGAGGCCGUGGUGUACAACGGCAAGGAGCAUGCCCACCUGGACAAGCUGCAGCAGGUUGUGAGAGGGCUGCCAGACCUGGAAAAGGUGGUGGUGAUCCCUUACAUCGCCUCCAGAGAGAAGAUAGACAUUUCAAAGAUCCCAAACAGCGUGUUCCUGGACGACUUCCUGGCCGCCGGGAAAGGGGACCAGGCGCCCCAGCUGGAGUUCGAGCAGCUGCCCUUCAGCCACCCGCUCUUCAUCGCCUUCUCCUCGGGCACGACCGGCGCGCCCAAGUGCAUGGUGCACUCGGCCGGGGGCACGCUCAUCCAGCACCUGAAGGAGCACCUGCUGCACGGGGACAUGACCAGCAGUGACACCAUCCUGUACUACACCACGGUCGGCUGGAUGAUGUGGAACUGGCUGGUGUCCGCGCUGGCCACCGGCGCAGCCGUGGUCCUGUACGACGGCUCCCCGCUGCUGCCCACGCCCAACGUGCUCUGGGACCUGGUCGACAGGGUUGGCAUCACCAUCCUCGGGACGGGGGCCAAGUGGCUGGCGGUUCUGGAAGAGAGGAACCUGAGGCCGGUGGACACCCACAGCCUGCAGACGCUGCGCACCGUGCUGUCCACCGGCUCCCCGCUGCGGGCCCAGAGCUACGAGUACGUGUACCGCUGCGUGAAGGGCAGCGUGCUCCUGGGCUCCAUCUCAGGCGGCACCGACAUCCUGUCCUGCUUCAUGGGCCAGAACCCCUGCCUCCCCGUGCACAAGGGCGAGAUCCAGGCCCGCAACCUGGCCAUGGCCGUGGAGGCCUGGGACGAGGAAGGAAAGGCCGUGUGGGGGGAGAGCGGCGAGCUGGUGUGCACCAAGCCGCUCCCCUGCCAGCCCACGCACUUCUGGAACGACGAGAACGGCAGCAAGUACCGGAAGGCCUACUUCUCCAGGUUCCCGGGGGUCUGGGCGCACGGCGACUAUUGCCGGAUCAACCCCAAGACCGGGGGCAUCGUCAUGCUGGGCCGGAGUGACGGCACGCUCAACCCCAACGGGGUGCGGUUCGGCAGCUCGGAGAUCUACAACAUCGUGGAAGCCUUCGAGGAGGUGGCGGACAGCCUCUGCGUCCCCCAGCACAGCAAGGACGGGGAGGAGAGGGUGGUCCUCUUCCUGAAGAUGGCCUCUGGCCACAGCUUCCGGCCCGAGCUGGUGAAGCGCAUCCGGGACGCCAUCCGCGUCGGCCUGUCCGCCCGGCACGUGCCCAGCCUCGUCCUGGAGACCCAGGGCAUCCCGUACACCCUCAAUGGCAAGAAGGUGGAGGUGGCCGUGAAGCAGGUCAUCGCCGGGAAGGCCGUGGACCACCGCGGGGCCUUCUCGAACCCCGAGACCCUGGACCUGUACCGGCACCUCCCGGAGCUGCAGGGCUUCUGACCGCGUGUCCCCGCCCCCGCGUCGGCGCCGCGGCCCCGGUGUGUGCGGGAGGGUCCUGGGACGCCCCGGCGCUCUCCGGGGGGCUUGCCCCCCGUGCCUGUGGUCCGAGUGGGGGUGCCGUUCU
This is a messenger RNA of Phyllostomus discolor (pale spear-nosed bat), 2297 nucleotides long. It is a transcript of the gene AACS, whose product is annotated as acetoacetyl-CoA synthetase. Gene Ontology annotation, biological process: positive regulation of insulin secretion; lipid metabolic process. Bases 155 to 2173 code for a protein of 672 amino acids. Gene Ontology annotation, molecular function: acetoacetate-CoA ligase activity. The record is from RefSeq and is a predicted model, not a curated record. NCBI's taxonomy places the organism in Eukaryota, Metazoa, Chordata, Mammalia, Chiroptera, Phyllostomidae. The transcript is spliced from 18 exons. Gene Ontology annotation, cellular component: cytosol.